AUGGCCUCCUCCGCCUCCUUGCUCCACCCUUCCACGCUCGCCCCAGCCUCCUCGCGGCUCCUACCGCGUCGCGGGCUCGCCCCGCCGCUGCUCGGCCUCCGCUCCAGCCCCCGCCGUCCGCGCGGCGUCUCGCUGACCGUCGGCGCCGCCGCGUCGCCGGACGUGGAGAAGGAGCCCUCGCCUUCGUCCCCUCAGCCGCUGGAUGAAUCCUCCGACCUAUCGGCCGUGGCGGAGUGCGUGAAGGUGCUCAAGGAGGCGGCCAAGACGAGGAAGGCGCCGGCCGCGGAGGUGCUGGCGGCGCUGGCCAAGAUCAAGAAGGCCAAGCUCGACACCUCCGCCUUCCUCGAGACGCUCGGCGGGACCGAGUCGCCGGGCAGGACGUGGAUGCUCAUCUUCACCGGCCAGGGUAGUAAGCUCGAGAAAGGCAGCUACUUCCCGGUGACCGCCGUCCAGCGCUUCGACGCCGCGGGCCAGAGGAUCGAGAACGGCGUGUACCUGGGCCCGGUGGGGAGCCUGACCUUCGAGGGGAGGCUGUCGUGGAAGAAGAAGAUCCUGGCCUUUGUCUUCGAGCGGAUCCGCGUCAAGGUCGGUCCGCUGCCCUCCCUGGAGAUCCCCUUCGGCGGCGGCGACACGAGCAGGGAGCCGAGCACUAAGGACCCCUUCUUCUUGUGGUUCUACGUGGACGAGGAGAUCGCCGUGGCGCAGGGCAAGGGCGGCGGCACCGCCUUCUGGUGCCGAUGCAAGCGCGUCCCGGCAUGA
Messenger RNA from Triticum turgidum subsp. durum (durum wheat), 759 nucleotides. The record is from the annotation of a GenBank genome assembly. NCBI's taxonomy places the organism in Eukaryota, Viridiplantae, Streptophyta, Magnoliopsida, Poales, Poaceae.